Molecule: messenger RNA, 3149 nt
Organism: Sesamum indicum (sesame)
Lineage: Eukaryota; Viridiplantae; Streptophyta; Magnoliopsida; Lamiales; Pedaliaceae
Product: putative disease resistance protein At1g59620
Biological process (GO): defense response to other organism
Molecular function (GO): ADP binding
Source: RefSeq, a predicted model, not a curated record
ACUUCUUUUAGUUUUAACCAAGUUUUGAUCUAAUUAAAUUAAUUAUAAAAUAUUGAUCAUAUUAUGAAUCAUGUUUUCUAGAUGGAAAGACAACUUUGUAUCCUUGCAAAGUGAGUAAAUCUGGAAAGAAAACCUCCACCAAAGAUGACGACGGUCUCCGCUGUGCGUACGGUUGUGGAAAGGCUUGAUUAUUUACUUUUGGCUGAUGAUGGAGUUCCGGCGAGAUAUGCAGGAGAUUUGAGGGCUGGAAUUGUACAGCUCCGGUUAGAUCUCAGUGCAAUAGAAGAAUUCUUAAUCGAGGCAGAUGGAAGUAAAAAUAUCAUUAAUGGGGACUUGAGGAAACGAGUAACGCACCUAGCUUAUGAGAUCGAGGAUGCUGUAGAAUGUUACGCCCGACAGGAGGCUACAGGGAAAUCAUCAGGUGGUCUGAUCAUCAGUUACCUUCUCGAGUAUUGCUUCACGGGCAGGAGCCUCCAUAAGGAUCUUUACAUCUUCAGGAGCAGAAUCGAUCAGCUCAAACAUUUCAUGGACGCCGUCAAUCCAGUAGCAAGAGCUGGUGCAAGACAAAUAUCCAGCAGCAGUAAUUUGGAUGAGCAAGAACAAGUAAUUGGUGCAAAUAUUGAUCAUUCGCCGCCUGUCCUCAUCGGGAUGGAGGAAAAUAAAGAGAGGUUGAGGUCGUAUUUGCUGGGAGGAGGAAAACCUGAGUUGUCAGUGAUUGCAAUACGGGGUAUGGGAGGUAUCGGGAAGACGACUCUGGCAAAAUUGUUGUACAAUGACCCUUUGCUGGUGAAACAUUUUGACAACCGUGCUUGGGCUGCAAUAGGGCAGGACUUUCAGGCCAGAGAUAUUCUGGAGACUAUGUUGCUCUCUCUUGCUUCGGGCCUGCGGAGUAAGAAUGAGAUCGCAGAGAUGGAAACCAUGGAGUUGAUGGAGCAGCUUUACCAAGCCCAAAAGGGCAGGAGAUACCUUAUUGUUUUGGAUGAUCUCUGGUCUGAGGAGGCCUGGGACAACUUGCGGUUUGCCUUCCCGGAUGACUGUAAUGGAAGCAGAAUUCUGAUCACAACCUGGUCGAUAAGAGUGGCAGCAAUAGCCACAGAUGUACUGGAGGUGCGCCCGUUGGGCAUGGCAGAGAGUUGGCAACUGUUCGAAAUCAAAUCUGGACUGAAUGACCCAGACAUUGAGUACAUUGCAGCUGAUAAGAUGGAGGUGAUUGGGAAGGAAAUAGUCCGACAUUGCGCAGGCGUCCCAUUAGCUAUAGCUGUGAUCGGUGGUAUCUUGAGGGCGAAGAAUUUGGAAUACUGGGAUCUGAUACUGCACAGACUGCAGCAAGACUUUCAAAACCUGCACCAAGACUUUCAACGUACUGUUAAGUCGGUAUUGCAUACUAUAAUUUUGAGCUACAAAGAAUUACCAUUUCAUUUGAAGCCGUGUUUUAUUUACUUGGGACAUUUCCCACCGGAUCAGGCUAUAUCAGUCGAAAUAUUGUACUUAUUGUGGAUGGCUGAAGGGCUGAUAUCAGCGGGAGAUGAAAGUGGUAAAGCAAGAAUUGAAGUUGCUGAAGAUUAUUUUAACGAAUUGGUGAAUAGAAGCUUGGUGAUAGUGGAGGAACAGGAGCAGGCGUCAUCCUCGAGAAGGUUCAAAUCAUGCCAGGUUCAUGAUCUAAUACGUGAUCUCUGUGAAUGGAAAGGCACACGAGAAGAGUUUUUUCAGGUUAUUGAUUUUGGACCUGGAAAUAAAAAGAGCUCCUCAACACACAGAGUUGCCAUAUAUUUGAACAAGUUUGAAGAUAGAAACGACUUUUCUGUAAACGUUCCUGAGGCCAAGCAUAUUAGAGCUAUUCUUUUCUUUGAUACAGAAAAAUCUCUGCCUAGAUCAACCUGGCCUAGAGAGUUUUCUGACCUUAAGGGGUUCCAAUGGACAAGAGUUUUGAACUUUGAUGGAGUUGAUUUUCGAGUUAGAAAGCUUCCAAGAGGUAUAGAGAAACUAGUUUACUUGAGGUACCUAGGUUUCCAAGGAUGCUAUCUCCUGGAGUUUCCAUCUGCUUUAAGCAACUUUCCGUUCUUGGAAACGUUGGACUUACGUGUAAGAGUUUCCUGUGUAAUGACUAUACCGAAUGUCCUGAGGAAGCUAUCAAGAUUGAGGCAUCUAUACUUUCCUUCAGCAUUUCAAAGUGAUACUAAAGAUAAGUUGAAGCUGGACAGUUUGAAAAAGCUUGAAAUACUUGAAAACUUCAAUGCUAGCAUAUGUGAUGCGGAUGAUCUCCUACAGCUUGAAAACCUUCAAAUUCUGACAGGGAUUGUGGAUGGGCACAAUGUGGACUUAAAGAACACUAUCAGCACUUUGAAUAGAGUUAAAUUAUUAGGCCGGUCGUCAAUUGUGGUGAAAAACUUCGAUUCUUACUCGGUGGCAAGGCUCUCUAUUGUGGCAGCAUUGCUAGAGUGUAACGCGCUUAAUGCUUUGGACAUAGAGGGAUACAUUGGUGAGUUACCACUUCAUCGGGAGAUUGGUUCAAAUUUCACUGAGCUGGUGUUUAAUGGAUCUGAAUUCAAACAAGACCCAAUGCCAGUGCUAGGGAAGCUUCCCAAUCUCAGGAGCCUUGUCCUGUGCAAUGAUGCAUUUGUAGGAAAGCAAAUGGUGUGUUGUGAGCUAAAUUUCCCCCAACUCAGACGUCUUAAACUGGUAACGCUGCAUUUGAUAGAGGAGUUGGAGAUGCAGACAGGAGCCUUGGCAAGGCUUACUAUUUUGACAAUCGAGCAGUGUGAUAGAUUGGAAACGAUCCCUUAUAAACUGGCAGGAAUACCAACUCUCACGACAUUGAUGAUCGGAUCAAUGCCAGAAGGAUUCCAGAACGGAGUUAAUAAACUCAUCGAGGAAACGAGGGAAUUAGCCAACGAUGAGCUGACCGUCACGUUCUACGAUUGUUGAUUCCACCUCCCUCUUGGGGGGAUGAUUGAAGGAGGCAAUGAGGUACUUCUCUAUAGCCGUUAUUUUCAUUUCCAGAUAUUUUCUUGUUUCUCCGAGAAAAAACAUCAACAGUUUGAAACAAAUCCUCUUCUUCAUGAUCAUGGAAUGUAUGUACGCAUUGAGAUAUAUAGCAUGAACCAAAGUUACAAUGAUAGUUAAACUUGUCCGCUGUUGAAAAAUCAUAA